CGCGUCUCAUCUCCAACCUCUGAAUACAUCCAUCACGCCGCUCUAAUCCAAAAGCAGUGACUAAGACCCUCAGCCCUCCCUCUGCUUCCUCGUCCUCCAUAGCCAGCUUUACGCUACAUUCCCACAAUGACAUCUGCCUUAACCCGCUUCACCCUGAUCUUCUACACUCCCCCCUCGGCCCUCGCCGCGUGCAAAGCCGCCAUAUUCGCUGCAGGUGCAGGCCGCUACCCCGGGCCUGGGAACUACACCGAGUGCGCGUGGGUUGCAACAGGCACUGGGCAGUUCCGGCCUGGCGACACAGCGAAUCCGCAUAUCGGGAAGGUCGGGGCGCUAGAGGAGGUGGAGGAGGCGAGGGUGGAGACGCUGUGUAUUGGAGAGGAGGUUGUGAGGAGGGCGGUUGCGGCUUUGAAGGGAGCUCAUCCGUACGAGGAGCCGGCAUAUGCUGUCUAUAAGAUUGAAGACUUCUAAGCGGAGGGCCUGCAACCAUGACAUCUUGGUUAUCGAAACAUCUUUCAUCGACAGGGUUGCCCUGGUCCUCUCUAGGGUCUUCAUGAAGGUCUGCUGCGCCGUCUUUACGAAGCCUAAUUGGCAGAUUGCUUGACUGCUUUCUCCUCGCUCAAAGCUGUUUACGAAGAAAGCUAUGAUAGCGAUGAACGAGAUUACCUUGUUAUAGUAGCACGUCCAUACUUUCCUCUAGGCAUUGGACAAAAAUGAAGGUUCAAGCCUCGAAUCACGUGACAGGCUGGAUUGCUUAUACAGUACUCAACACUCGGAACCGU
Mytilinidion resinicola is the source of this 779-nucleotide messenger RNA. RefSeq lists its product as uncharacterized. The transcript is spliced from 2 exons. The record is from RefSeq and is a predicted model, not a curated record. NCBI's taxonomy places the organism in Eukaryota, Fungi, Ascomycota, Dothideomycetes, Mytilinidiales, Mytilinidiaceae. The coding region runs from base 127 to 468 and encodes 113 amino acids.